Messenger RNA from Elaeis guineensis (African oil palm), 2683 nucleotides. The record is from RefSeq and is a predicted model, not a curated record. Lineage: Eukaryota; Viridiplantae; Streptophyta; Magnoliopsida; Arecales; Arecaceae.
UAAAGCCCUCGCCUCUCCCUACUGCUGAAACCCGGACGCCGCCGGUGUCCGCCAUCUCCCUCGGAGCCAAUGGCCCGUCUGGAGACCCUCAUUUCCCACGCUCGCCGCCAUUGUGUCCGACCUUCCCGCCUCCCCCAUCUCCUCUUCGCCUCUUUCUCCCCACUUCCAGGAUUCUUGAGGUCGCUCUUUUCCUCCUCUCCCAUCAAACCGGUCUCUUACCCCGUCAAGCCCGAGGAUCCCUCGCCUUCCGAGGAGGAGGGGGUGGACCUCAAGAUUCCUCCUCGCACGCACCCGCCGCAAAGAAGGCAGCGGGAGGCGCUGCGGGCCGACUCCCGGCCUCAAGUAUCCGGCCUGGAACCGCUGGCGGAUGCGGGAUCACGUCCCUGGACUUGAGCGGACGUCCGCUUCGUGAAGGAUAUUCCGUUGAUAUCGCCGGUCUCUUAUCCGUCGUGGGUGGUGCCUCUCCCUGAAGACCGGACAUCAGCUCCGGUGGAAGAGGUAGCGGAGGAGGACAAGAAAGGGGAAGAUGAGCAACUGCAAAGAGAGGCGAGGAGGAUCGAAUCGGAUGCCCGGGUGCAGAGCUUCUUCCGCAUUCAAGAAGAGGAGAAGAUUCCGUUCCCGACGCUCAUCAAGCCUGAGAAGAGGCCGCAGAAGGUUCCCAUGGAGCUGAUGGAGGCUAUCUGAGAAGCCAAUGCAAAGUGCAAUUUUGUUGAAAUGGUUGAAGCUUAUGUUAAUUUGGGUGUCGAUCCACGUCAUCGUGACCAGAUGGUGCGUGGUGCUUUGACACUGCCUCAUGGCACCGGAAAGACUGUUAGAGGAGCUAUAUUUGCUGAAGGGCCUGCUGCAGAUGAAGCCAGAGUUACAGGAGCUGACAUAGUUGGUGGCGAUGAACUUAUAGAGGAAAUUAAAAAUGAGAGGGGGCAAACUUAACUUCGACAAGUGCAUUGCAACUCCUAUGUUUAUGCCCUGUCUUUCCAAGAUUGCUAGGAUCCUUGGUCCACGUGGGUUGAUGCCAAACCCCAAAUAUCUACCUGAGCUGAGAUCAGGUCUGCAUCACCAUGGUUGUUUAGAAGUGAACUUUUCUGAGGAGUCUCUACGUGAAAAUAUUGGAGCUUUUGUACAUGCUGUUUUGCUCGUAAAGCCUGUGGGCCGGAAAAGAAAUGGGACCUGGAUUUCCUGUUUCAAUAUGGUCAUUUUCUGUGGCUGCAGAUCAUUUUAAACAAGGUGUUCGAUGGCAAGGUGACCUCCUGCAAGCCCGGUCAUCCUUGUUUCUUUAAAUCAAAGGUUCGGUGGAAGUACCUUGCGGUGGAAUUUGCGCCAGCUGCAGGUAACCAAUAGAGCUUUUCCCUCAGCCGCUUCCGCUACAGGUUGAGUCCUUUUUGUUUGUUUCUUAAUAACUCUAUGUUCUCUCCUGGAAACAUUGUUUAAACUCCCAAAAGUUCCGUCCAGCCCGAUCAACAUAGCCCUGUCACGCUGCUGCCAGCAAUGCUAACUACUGCACUAACCCAGCUCACAUUUCAGGGACCCCUUCCCUUUGUUCCCAUUAGUAUAAUACCUGAUAUUGUCCUGGCUUAGGGCAUUCUAAUAUUCUACUCCUCUCCCCCUCACCUUAUACCUCAUGGUCGGAGAGCAAUGAAAGGAGACUACAAGAGAAGAAGGCCUUGCUCUCUUGGUGAUUGCAGUCCGUGCCAUCCUGUCUGUCAUCUCCCUUCUUGUAGCCUUCAGCUAUUGUGCUGCCCGAUGGGUGCACGAUUGCCGUCAUGCUCAUAGACCGCCUCACAAAGCAAGGGGAGUUCAAGAUGGAGGUCUCUUAUUGUUAUCCCCUUCAUUCAUUAUAUAUCAUUUCUAUAUAUCUUAUUCACUGAAUUAGUUGAAUAAAGUUUGGAUUUUGGAUGUUGAUGGAGUUGCUGAUGCUGCUACGCUCGCCGUAUCUGCUGGGGUUGAUUGGGCACUGCUCGGAUGAUGGCCACAGACUUUUGGUGUAUUGAGUGCAUGGCUAAUGGUGGGCGUCAGGAACAUCUGCAACCCGUUGGAGUGACGGAACUUUUGGAAUUAAUUUGGGGACGAGAGGCUUUGUCUUGCUCAGAGCAGAUUCGGCAGAGCAGUGGAGUGCGGAAUGCUGAGGCAUAUUGAUGUGCAUGAGUCUGCAAUAGGUGGCGUUUAGUUCAGACACCCAUUGGAGGACAGUGCAGGCAAAAUCAUAUAUCAGUUAGUGCAUUGGGCAGCUAGUCUUAGAGACAUCUAAUUGUGGAUGGAAUUGCCCUUUGGUUAAUGAGAAAUUAUUGGUUAGAACUGUUCCAUUUUGGAUCAUCUAAUAAAAAGUCAUCAAAUAAUCUAUUGUUGGAAAAAUAUAUGUUGUUAUUUAAACUUGAUUGAAAAUUUUGAAUUAAAAAAAAUAUUAUUAACUAUCAUCUGUUGGAUGAUAUGAUGGCUUCUUAUUAGAUGGUCCAAGGUAUACGUCGUGGAAUGGUUCUAGUCAAUAAUUUUUUCUUGAUUGGCAGUGUAGGCUUUUAUAAAAUAGUCAACUACUCUUAGAGGCAAUUCCAUUAGUAUGUUUACGGUUAGGAGACAAAUGAAUCCAGUCUUAGCUUGAAGUCUGAAUAUGGAUUAUACAUAUAAUGGGAAAAAUAGGUACAAGGGCACUUCCAUCUUUUAUGGAAACUAGUGUGUAACUUGCACUAUG